GUGCGCACGUCCUGACCGACUCAGCAGGAAGGUGGAUUUUCUUUGUGUUUAAAGAAAAAAAAAAUGUCCCCGUGUCUGUAGAGAUGAUUUGCAGUUCAGCCCGGCUGAAGCUGACCGAAUGAGACUAUGGGCUGUGCCUCCGCCAAGCAUGUUGCCACUGUUCAAAAUGAAGAGGAAGCCCAGAAAGGGAAGAACUACCAGAACGGAGAUGUGUUUGGCGACGAGUAUAGGAUCAAACCGGUGGAAGAGGUCAAAUACAUGAAAAAUGGGGCAGAAGAGGAGCAGAAAAUAGCAGCCAGGAACCAAGAAAACUUGGAAAAAAGUGCCAGUUCAAAUGUAAGACUUAAAACUAAUAAAGAGAUUCCAGGAUUAGUUCAUCAACCCAGAGCAAACAUGCACAUCUCUGAAAGCCAACAAGAAUUCUUCAGAAUGCUGGAUGAAAAAAUUGAAAAGGGUCGAGAUUACUGUUCGGAAGAAGAGGAUAUCACAUAGCACCAAUUCGACCACUCAAACCAGGAGCUACUACUGUGUAAAUAAGUUACACCCCAGUUGAAAUCUUUGCAAAGGUCGGUUCUCUUCAACGAACAGCACUAUAGCAAACGAAGAUCGUUCCAUAUCGUAUGCCCCAUUAAAUUACAGUGUUUCUUAAUGAACUUGCAAAGGAAUAUUGCUAAAAACAAACACAAACAAACAGAAAACCGUUCUCGAACUUUCUUUGUUGCUGCUAGUUAAAACUUGUUGCAACUUUUCACUUCUCUUGUGUCCAGGUAUGCAGCAAAAUUCUGCAAUUUCACCUUAAAGAUACUGUUGGUUUUACAGAUGCUCUCCAACCUAUUUUCUAUAAGAUGAGGUAGUGGUGAACUCAGAUAUCAAACUCCUGUUGUAGAACUGUUCCGCUUCUAAGACAAGCGUCUCCUUCCCUCUCUCCUCCCUCCCUCCCUGUCUCUCCCGAGCGGUCCAGAGCCUUGCUUCUCACUGGCAGUGUUGCGCUUUGGAGAUGGGAUGGUUGCUAUGGCAAGCUUUGUUUCUCUGCUAAGAAGAAGUAGAGAAGCUCUUAUCCAUUAAAAGCAUGUUGUGACGUGACUCCCGGAGUGACGUGGGAGUGAGCAGCAGGUGUCAUUGACUAGGGAUCUUAAUCAAGGAUUAAGCUUGCAACACUGGCUUUGCUCAGAUGCAGACGGAAGUGUGAUCACAAUCAUUUUGAAUCCCUCUUCCCCACUUUUUUUUCUAAGAAAAUAAACAUUUUACUGUUUUUAUGUA
This is a messenger RNA of Felis catus (domestic cat), 1260 nucleotides long. RefSeq names its product chromosome F1 C1orf21 homolog (gene CF1H1orf21). The record is from RefSeq and is a predicted model, not a curated record. Lineage: Eukaryota; Metazoa; Chordata; Mammalia; Carnivora; Felidae. Bases 127 to 492 code for a protein of 121 amino acids. The transcript has 5 exons.